Penicilliopsis zonata CBS 506.65 is the source of this 1509-nucleotide messenger RNA. RefSeq lists its product as hypothetical. The transcript is spliced from 2 exons. NCBI's taxonomy places the organism in Eukaryota, Fungi, Ascomycota, Eurotiomycetes, Eurotiales, Aspergillaceae. The record is from RefSeq and is a predicted model, not a curated record. The coding region runs from base 1 to 1509 and encodes 502 amino acids.
AUGGAUGCCGAGGGUUUAGAGGCUUCGCUGAAGACCCUGGACCUCCAAGGAAGGUUUAAAAAUAAACAUAUCCACGUUCCUCCGAAGGUGAUCAGCAACAAUGGGGAUGUGAUUAUCCAGCUUGAUGGUUUCCAAGGGGCCGAGACGCAUCGCUGGCAGGUUAACAGCGAAGAUCUCAUCCGAAACAGCCCUUACUUUCGAGCGUUGCUUGAUCCCAACAAGUUCAUCGAAGGCAGGACCUUCAUGGAACAAAAAGCAGUCUACACCUCUCAAGUAUCUUUUGAGAAUGAUACCCCGCUGGAUGAGGGUCAGGAUUCCUCUGGAUUUCUUCCGAGUGUCCACCUUCCAACAAAAGAGAGUGCCCUGCCCAGGCUUGGAAUGGAGGCCGUCGAGCUCUUUCUGAAGAUAUUAUGCUCUACGUCUUUAGACUGCGAAGCAAAGGAAGUCUUCCACCGCGAGGUAAAAUAUAAGCCAGUCUCGCUAGUGGCCAAAGUCGUCGAAAUCGCCGACAUCUUCAACUCUCCGCAGGCUGUGCGGACCUGCCUCCAUGACUCGGCGUAUGCGUACGGCAAAAACAAGAACCCUUUUUAUCGAUUCUCGGCCCCAUUGCUGAAGAUGAGUGAGGAUCGGCUCCGGCAGGCGCUGUGCAUCGCUAUCUUUCUUCAAGACGAGGGUAUCGUCCAGGUUCUCUCCCAUACACUUGUUAUCGCCGGCUCGAAGGUAUGGGUCAACGGUGUUGCAGAGAGAAGAGAGAGUCCCCGGUGGACGUAUUUUCCAGCCGGUAUAGAAGAAGAACUAUAUUAUCGACGACAGUGCGUGUUGAACACCAUCACCGAUCUCCAGGCAUAUUUUCUUCGCAUCUACGGCGCUCUUGAAGAUGAGGGACCAUCGACAACGCCAACCCAUCAAGUUAACAAGUCCCGCCCCUUCCAGUGUCGCUGGGGGUUCGAUAACUCUAGCGCCUGCGAUUCCUUCCAUCUAGGACAGAUGAUGCGUUUCUUUGCGCUACGCACCAAGACGAUCUUCCUCGGAUCAACGCUGAUCGACCCGGACUUCAGCUUAGAAGAUGAAGAAGAAGAAGAAGAAGAAGAAGAAGAGAAGGAGCAAGGCUUUGACGCCCCGCUGCAACCGCCACCUACGGAUAUUCUCGCCCUAAUUGCCUCCCUGAAGCAAUGUCCAGACUACCAGAUCGACUUGAACCACAGUGGCUGCGGCAUUCGGCGCCGCCUACUUCCCGCGCUGGAAUGCAUCGAGCGCUUUGUCGGCGAUCAGCGUGGUUUACUUGGGAUUACGUUACGUCAUGGCCAUCCAACACCACCUGCGAGCGUCGGUACUGUCUCGCCACUACGCACUUUCUCCUGGCGCAGUCCGUCCUUGCAGAGGGCCCAGACCGUCAAUCUACGAUUUGCAAAGAUUAUCUCUGUGGGCCCUGCCUCGCUCCGUUCCGGAUCGCAGGAGGAAGAUGCUCGGCUCCUGUUUACCUCUAAGAAGCGGAAUUGGGAAGCGUAG